Knipowitschia caucasica is the source of this 7089-nucleotide messenger RNA. NCBI's taxonomy places the organism in Eukaryota, Metazoa, Chordata, Actinopteri, Gobiiformes, Gobiidae. The record is from the annotation of a GenBank genome assembly.
AUGGAUGCGCUCUCUCCCAUCCUGGCAGUCUCUCUGCAGCUGUGGCAGUCUCUCCGCAGCUGUGGCAGUCUCUCUGCAGCUGUGGCGGGCAGAGCAGCGGCGGAUGUGGACACGGCUGUGGACACGGCUGUGGACACGGCUGCCAACGCCAUUAUUCUGAGAGAGGAGAAACUCACACAAUUCACUCACAACACAUCCAACCGCACUCAGAACACGUCCAACCGCACUCACAAUUCGUCCAACCGCACUCAUGACACGUCCAACCGCACUCACAAUUCGUCCAACCGCACUCACAACACGACCAACCGCACUCACAACACGUCCAACCGCACUCACAACACCUCCAACCGCACUCACAACACGUCCAACCGCACUCACAACACGUCCAACCGCACUCACAACACGACCAACCGCACUCACAACACCUCCAACCGCACUCACAACACCUCCAACCGCACUCACAACACGUCCAACCGCACUCACAAUUCGUCCAACCGCACUCACAACACCUCCAACCGCAUUCACAACACGUCCAACCGCACUCACAACACGUCCAACCGCACUCACAACACCUCCAACCGCACUCACAACACCUCCAACCGCACUCACAACACGUCCAACCGCACUCACAACACGUCCAACCGCACUCACAACACGUCCAACCGCACUCACAACACGUCCAACCGCACUCACAACACGACCAACCGCACUCACAACACGUCCAACCGCACUCACAACACGUCCAACCGCACUCACAACACCUCCAACCGCACUCACAACACGUCCAACCGCACUCACAACACGACCAACCGCACUCACAACACCCCCAACCGCACUCACAACACCUCCAACCGCACUCACAACACGUCCAACCGCACUCACAACACCUCCAACCGCACUCACAACACGUCCAACCGCACUCACAACACGUCCAUCCGCACUCACAACACGACCAACCGCACUCACAAGACCUCCAACCGCACUCACAACACGUCCAACCGCACUCACAAUUCGUCCAACCGCACUCACAACACCUCCAACCGCACUCACAACACCUCCAACCGCACUCACAACACGUCCAACCGCACUCACAACACGUCCAACCGCACUCACAACACGUCCAACCGCACUCACAAUUCGUCCAACCGCACUCACAACACCUCCAAUCGCAUUCACAACACAUCCAACCGCACUCACAACACCUCCAACCGCACUCACAACACGUCCAACCGCACUCACAACACGUCCAACCGCACUCACAACACGUCCAACCGCACUCACAACACGUCCAACCGCACUCACAACACGUCCAACCGCACUCACAACACGUCCAACCGCACUCACAAUUCGUCCAACCGCACUCACAACACCUCCAACCACACUCACAACACGUCCAACCGCACUCACAACACGUCCAACCGCACUCACAACACGUCCAACCGCACUCACAACACGUCCAACCGCACUCACAACACGUCCAACCGCACUCACAAGACCUCCAACCGCACUCACAACACCUCCAACCGCAUUCACAACACGUCCAACCGCACUCACAACACGUCCAACCGCACUCACAACACGUCCAACCGCACUCACAAUUCGUCCAACCGCACUCACAACACGUUCAACCGCACUCACAACACCUCCAACCGCACUCACAACACGUCCAACCGCACUCACAACACGUCCAACCGCACUCACAACACGACCAACCGCACUCACAAGACCUCCAACCGCACUCACAACACCUCCAACCGCACUCACAAUUCGUCCAACCGCACUCACAACACGUCCAACCGCACUCACAAGUCGUCCAACCGCACUCACAACACGUCCAACCGCACUCACUAUACGUCCAACCGCAUUCACAACACGUCCAACCGCACUCACAAGACCUCCAACCGCACUCACAACACGUCCAACCGCAAUCACAAUUCGUCCAACCGCACUCACAACACGUCCAACCGCACUCACAACACGUCCAACCGCACUCACAACACGUCCAACCGCACUCACUAUACGUCCAACCGCACUCACAACACGUCCAACCGCACUCACAACACGUCCAACCGCACUCACUAUACGUCCAACCGCACUCACAACACCUCCAACCGCACUCACAACACAUCCAACCGCACUCACAACACGUCCAACCGCACUCACAAAACGUCCAACCGCACUCACAACACGUCCAACCGCACUCACAACACCUCCAACCGCACUCACAACACCUCCAACCGCACUCACAACACGUCCAACCGCACUCACAACACGUCCGACCGCACUCACAACAACACGUCCAACCGCACUCACAACACAAACACGUCCAACCGCACUCACAACACGACCAACCGCACUCACAACACGUCCAACCGCACUCACAACACCUACUCAACACUCAACCGCACUCACAACACGUCCAACCGCACUCACAACACGUCCAACCGCACUCACAACACCACCAACCGCACUCACAACACCCCCAACCGCACUCACAACACCUCCAACCGCACUCACAACACGUCCAACCGCACUCACAACACCUCCAACCGCACUCACAACACCUCCAACCGCACUCACAACACGUCCAACCGCACUCACAACACGUCCAACCGCACUCACAACACGUCCAACCGCACUCACAACACGUCCAACCGCACUCACAAUUCGUCCAACCGCACUCACAACACCUCCAACCACACUCACAACACGUCCAACCGCACUCACAACACGUCCAACCGCACUCACAACACGUCCAACCGCACUCACAACACGUCCAACCGCACUCACAACACGUCCAACCGGCACUCACAAGACCUCCAACCGCACUCACAACACCUCCAACCGCAUUCACAACACGUCCAACCGCACUCACAACACGUCCAACCGCACUCACAACACGUCCAACCGCACUCACAAUUCACCUCCAACCGCACUCACAACACCUCCAACCGCACUCACAAUUCGUCCAACCGCACUCACAACACGUCCAACCGCACUCACAAUUCGUCCAACCGCACUCACAACACGUCCAACCGCACUCACAACACGUCCAACCGCACUCACAACACGUCCAACCGCACUCACUAUACGUCCAACCGCAUUCACAACACGUCCAACCGCACUCACAAGACCUCCAACCGCACUCACAACACGUCCAACCGCACUCACAAUUCGUCCAACCGCACUCACAACACGUCCAACCGCACUCACAACACGUCCAACCGCACUCACAACACGUCCAACCGCACUCACAACACACCUCCAACCGCACUCACAACACCUCCAACCGCACUCACAAUUCGUCCAACCGCACUCACAACACGUCCAACCGCACUCACAAUUCGUCCAACCGCACUCACAACACGUCCAACCGCACUCACAACACGUCCAACCGCACUCACUAUACGUCCAACCGCACUCACAACACGUCCAACCGCACUCACUAUACGUCCAACCGCACUCACAACACGUCCAACCGCACUCACUAUACGUCCAACCGCACUCACAACACGUCCAACCGCACUCACUAUACGUCCAACCGCACUCACAACACCUCCAACCGCACUCACAACACAUCCAACCGCACUCACAACACGUCCAACCGCACUCACAACACGUCCAACCGCACUCACAACACGUCCAACCGCACUCACAACACCUCCAACCGCACUCACAACACCUCCAACCGCACUCACAACACGUCCAACCGCACUCACAACACGUCCAACCGCACUCACAACACGUCCAACCGCACUCACAACACGUCCAACCGCACUCACAACACGACCAACCGCACUCACACACACGUCCAACCGCACUCACAACACCUCCAACCGCACUCACAACACGUCCAACCGCACUCACAACACGUCCAACCGCACUCACAACACGACCAACCGCACUCACAACACCCCCAACCGCACUCACAACACCUCCAACCGCACUCACAACACGUCCAACCGCACUCACAACACCUCCAACCGCACUCACAACACGUCCAACCGCACUCACAACACGUCCAACCGCACUCACAACACGACCAACCGCACUCACAAGACCUCCAACCGCACUCACAACACGUCCAACCGCACUCACAAUUCGUCCAACCGCACUCACAACACCUCCAACCGCACUCACAACACCUCCAACCGCACUCACAACACGUCCAACCGCACUCACAACACGUCCAACCGCACUCACAACACGUCCAACCGCACUCACAACACAUCCAACCGCACUCACAACACCUCCAACCGCAUUCACAACACGUCCAACCGCACUCACAACACGUCCAACCGCACUCACAACACGUCCAACCGCACUCACAACACGUCCAACCGCACUCACAACACGUCCAACCGCACUCACAACACGUCCAACCGCACUCACAACACGUCCAACCGCACUCACAACACGUCCAACCGCACUCACAAUUCGUCCAACCGCACUCACAACACCUCCAACCGCACUCACAACACCUCCAACCACACUCACAACACGUCCAACCGCACUCACAACACGUCCAACCGCACUCACAACACGUCCAACCGCACUCACAACACGUCCAACCGCACUCACAACACCUCCAACCGCAUUCACAACACGUCCAACCGCACUCACAACACGUCCAACCGCACUCACAACACGUCCAACCGCACUCACAAUUUGUCCAACCGCACUCACAACACGUUCAACCGCACUCACAACACCUCCAACCGCACUCACAACACGUCCAACCGCACUCACAACACGUCCAACCGCACUCACAACACGACCAACCGCACUCACAAGACCUCCAACCGCACUCACAACACCUCCAACCGCACUCACAAUUCGUCCAACCGCACUCACAACACGUCCAACCGCACUCACAAUUCGUCCAACCGCACUCACAACACGUCCAACCGCACUCACAACACGUCCAACCGCACUCACAACACGUCCAACCGCACUCACUAUACGUCCAACCGCAUUCACAACACGUCCAACCGCACUCACAAGACCUCCAACCGCACUCACAACACGUCCAACCGCACUCACAAUUCGUCCAACCGCACUCACAACACGUCCAACCGCACUCACAACACGUCCAACCGCACUCACAACACGUCCAACCGCACUCACUAUACGUCCAACCGCACUCACAACACGUCCAACCGCACUCACAACACGUCCAACCGCACUCACUAUACGUCCAACCGCACUCACAACACCUCCAACCGCACUCACAACACAUCCAACCGCACUCACAACACGUCCAACCGCACUCACAACACGUCCAACCGCACUCACAACACGUCCAACCGCACUCACAACACGUCCAACCGCACUCACAACACGUCCAACCGCACUCACAACACGUCCAACCGCACUCACAACACGUCCAACCGCACUCACAACACGACCAACCGCACUCACAAGACCUCCAACCGCACUCACACCUCCAACCGCACUCACAAUUCGUCCAACCGCACUCACAACACGUCCAACCGCACUCACAAUUCGUCCAACCGCACUCACAACACGUCCAACCGCACUCACUAUACGUCCAACCGCACUCACAACACGUCCAACCGCACUCACUAUACGUCCAACCGCACUCACAACACGUCCAACCGCACUCACUAUACGUCCAACCGCACUCACAACACGUCCAACCGCACUCACAACACGUCCAACCGCACUCACUAUACGUCCAACCGCAUUCACAACACGUCCAACCGCACUCACAACACCUCCAACCGCACUCACUAUACGUCCAACCACACUCACAACACCUCCAACCGCACUCACAACACGUCCAACCGCAUUCACAACACGUCCAACCGCACUCACUAUACGUCCAACCGCAUUCACAACACGUCCAACCGCACUCACAACACGUCCAACCGCACUCACUAUACGUCCAACCGCACUCACAACACCUCCAACCGCACUCACAACACAUCCAACCGCACUCACAACACGUCCAACCGCACUCACAACACCUCCAACCGCACUCACAACACAUCCAACCGCACUCACAACACGUCCAACCGCACUCACAACACGUCCAACCGCACUCACAACACGUCCAACCGCACUCACAACACGUCCAACCGCAUUCACAACACGUCCAACCGCACUCACAACACGUCCAACCGCACUCACAACACGUCCAACCGCACUCACAACACGUCCAACCGCACUCACAACACGUCCAACCGCACUCACAAUUCGUCCAACCGCACUCACAACACGUUCAACCGCACUCACAACACCUCCAACCGCACUCACAACACGUCCAACCGCACUCACAACACGUCCAACCGCACUCACAACACCUCCAACCGCACUCACAACACCUCCAACCGCACUCACAAUUCGUCCAACCGCACUCACAACACGUCCAACCGCACUCACAACACGUCCAACCGCACUCACAAUUCGUCCAACCGCACUCACAACACGUUCAACCGCACUCACAACACUUCCAACCGCACUCACAACACGUCCAACCGCACUCACAACACGUCCAACCCGCACUCACAACACCUCCAACCGCACUCACAACACGUCCAACCGCACUCACAACACGUCCAACCGCACUCACAAUUCGUCCAACCGCACUCACAACACGUCCAACCGUACUCACAACACGUCCAACCGCACUCACAACACCUCCAACCGCAUUCACAACACGUCCAACCGCACUCACAACACCUCCAACCGCACUCACGACACGUCCAACCGCACUCACAACACGUCCAACCGCACUCACAACACGUCCAACCGCACUCACAACACCUCCAACCGCACUCACAACACCUCCAACCGCACUCACGACACGUCCAACCGCACUCACAACACGUCCAACCGCACUCACAACACGUCCAACCGCACUCACAACUCGUCCAACCGCACUCACAACACGUCCAACCGCACUCACAACACGUCCAACCGCACUCACAACACGUCCAACCGCACUCACAACACGUCCAACCGCACUCACAACACCUCCAACCGCACUCACAACACGUCCAACCGCACUCACGACACGAAGUUAGAUUAAUGUGGUACAAUGACAUCAUACUAUUAGAGGACUGA